Gadus macrocephalus (Pacific cod) is the source of this 4285-nucleotide messenger RNA. It is a transcript of the gene il11ra, whose product is annotated as interleukin 11 receptor, alpha. Gene Ontology annotation, cellular component: membrane; external side of plasma membrane. The coding region runs from base 159 to 1334 and encodes 391 amino acids. Gene Ontology annotation, biological process: cytokine-mediated signaling pathway. The transcript is spliced from 12 exons. NCBI's taxonomy places the organism in Eukaryota, Metazoa, Chordata, Actinopteri, Gadiformes, Gadidae. The record is from RefSeq and is a predicted model, not a curated record. Gene Ontology annotation, molecular function: protein binding; cytokine receptor activity.
CCUGGCCAAUCAGAGGAAAGGUAUCCGAUAAGCCGCUCUACUCUCUUUCCCCGAUCCCGUUGGUCCACUAUAGGAGACCGGAGAGACCGUAGAGAGAGGUGACUAUGGAGGGGGAUCAUGCAGGCAACAUGGCCGUCUGAACCGCGGACAACCCGAAGAUGCAGAGUCUAUUGUUUUCUGCUUUGUGUCUGAAACUCUUCUGGAUUCUGUCGUGUCGGGGCCAGAGCUGGCCUACUGAUGGUGUAUAUUAUGGGAUGUUGGGGUCCAACGUGACGCUGGCUUGCGGGACGUCGCCACAGAGGUCACCAGUGGAAUGGCGUCUCAACCAGAGCUCUACGUUGCCAUGGCAUCGCGUCACUGCAAAUGGCAGCUUGGUGCUGUUCAACGUCAACCAAUCAGCAAAGGGCAACUACAGCUGUCAUGGCGACCAGGGCACCACCCACAGCAUUGUCUCACUGAUGCUCGGAUAUCCACCAGGGCCCCUGAACGUAUCCUGUCGAGUCCCGAAUCACAAACACGUGCGCUGCUCGUGGGUCAGCAGAGUCAAAACCUUCCUGCCUGCCCAGUACCACGCCUUCUACUGGGAAAAUUCUUCGUGGAAACUGUGUGUGGUGGAUUCCACCAACCACCACUGUGACAUCGCGCAUCCCCAUUUCUGGCAGCUCAACCAUCGGCUGAACAUCACCGAGGUCAACCCCCUGGGAGCAGCGCUCACCAGGCAGACCAUCCAACUGCAUAAGCUCUUGAAGCCGGACCCUCCGGCGGAACUGGUGGUGACGGCCCGGUCCAGCUUCCCCACCCACCUGAACGUGUCCUGGCGGUACCCGCACUCCUGGCCACAGCUGGACUUCUUCCCCCUGCUCUUCCAGAUCAGAUACAGGCCCCACGGCUCCACACACUGGGCACAGAUUGAGUCCAUGGGGACUAAUGUAGUGGUCCAUGAUGCGCUGGAGGGCUACCUCCACGAGGUGCAGGUCCGAGCCCAGGACGAGCCUAACGCCGACAGCCACUGGAGCGACUGGAGUCCCCUGAUCCUGGCCCGGCCUUGGGAAGCCCCAGGAACAGAGCAGCCUGAUGUCUCAGGAGGAACACCCCCCACUGAAGUGUAUCCAGAUGAGACCGAGACCAUCACCAGUAAGAACAGAGACGAUGCAGCAGGGGAAGAAGAGAAACUCAGUUUGGUCAUUCUAUUGGUUAUCUUCUCCAUCGUCAUCUUCAUCAUCAUCCUCUCCCUCACCGUGGUCAUGUGUUUGAGGCAGAGGGACCAGAGGGAUCGUCAUGUGACCAAACAGGAAGUGAGCUCCAUGCUCAAGAUGAAGGCCAUCCCUCUGUAGGAUUGGAUCCGUCCUCUGUCCGUCUGAACCACUGCAGUUCUCUUUGCUGGUUCAAACUACAUCCCCCACAAUGCAUGGUCCAGUAGAAGCAGGAUUUCCAGUAGGCAGAAGCUGAACUGUAUAAACAACUGUUGAGAGUGUUGAGUUUCACCUCACCUCAAACUGCACUACCCAUAGUGCAUCAAGGCAACAAGGCUUUUAUCUUCACAGUAACGGACUCCUGAAUUGUUAUUGGAAGUGGGCCUUGACGUCGACCCUCCACCCAUGUUCUUCCUCUCAUCUAUACCAGCAAUUUUUGUCCACAAGAGAACAGUUUUUUCUGAUGUUUUUUUUGUGAGAAGAUAAAGACUGACUUUUAUUUAAAUGUCUGACUGUGAAGAAGCGUCAAAGGAAACUGGGCAUUACUGAAUACAAGUAUUCAAUAGGGUGUCGUCUGCAUACAGGCGUACUAUAAGGCAGGGCUGUUUCAGAUCUUUCAGCUCGGGAGCCCAAAGACAAUUUGGGCCGACCACAGCACACUCAGAAUACCCAGACAACAUCCGAUCCGUCUCAUUAAGAGGUUCACCAAUUCUGGUGUGCUCAGAGUUUAUUGUGCAUGGACAGGCUGUGACCCGCCUCUGACCGGAUGACCACCAGUUUCGGGACCCAAAAAAACGAUGUUUAAGAAGUACAUAGGAUAAUUAGAGUAUGGUGUCUAGAUACGUACAUCAGAGUAUGAUGCCUGGAUACGUACAUCAGAGUAUGGUGUCUGGAUACGCACAUCAGAGUAUGGUGUCUGGAUACGCACAUUAGAGUAUGGUGCCUGGAUACGUACAUCAGAGUAUGGUGUCUGGAUACGCACAUCAGAGUAUGGUGUCUUGAUACGUGCAUUAGAGUUUUGUCAACUGGACUCUACGCACUCUGCAGAGAGAGAGAGAGAGAGAGAGAGAGAGAAAGAGAGAGGGGGGAGAGCGAAUAGCGCGAGAGAGAGAGAGAGAGAGAGAGAGAGAGAGAGAGAGAGAGAGAGAGAUGGUAGAGCUUUCAGCCUAGCACACACCAACAGUGUUGUAACAUCACAUUGAUGUUUGAACAAGGUCUCAGGUGUGUCAGUCCCUCGAUUCAGUGUUUCUGAUCUGAGUUUAAAAAAUGACCUUUAAACAGUACAUUGUACUUCUUCCCCCCCAGCCAUUGAUAUUCAUAUUCAUUUGAAUGUGUGCACAAACACAAUCCCCAGACACUUAGACCACCUGGUGGUGGUGGGGAUUUCAUAACCAACAGGAGAGCCUGUAAUGUCUUAAACAUCGGGUUGAGUUCUAAUGUCAUUAGCCUUGGGUGGAGUUGUGAUUUCAUCACCUACGGGUGGGGUUAUGAUGCCAUUGCCCAUAGCUGGAGUUUGAUUGUCCCAAACCUAAAUGUUUUAACAGUAAAACUAUGUUCUGUUUAUUCUGAGCGAGUCAGUUACUUUGUGCUGAUCUAAAGUUGUGUAUUUACUUUGCGAUUGAUUGAUUGGCCUGAGGUGUAUUUUGUCAGCCCUUUCGCACGUUUGCAAACGUAACGGCCACUCAAGCUAGCUUUUCACAUUAUAUGCAUGAAUCCAACGAAAGCUUUCUCUGUAUAUUAUUGUAUAUUUUUCAUCAUUUUACAUUUCAUGUAUGUUACCAAAAGUGUUUCUAUGUUUUUCUAUGUUCUGGUUCUAACAGGAAGUCCCUCCAAAUAUGCUUUUAGUUGUAGUUUAGCAAAAUGUGCCACUUUAUAGCGCCAGUUACUGAAAAUAACCAAAUCACUAGAGGAAACAACUAACCUGCAAAUGAGGACACUGUUGCUAAGUGACCAAAUUAUACAGGAUAUGACGACUGGUUAGUACUACUGUUGGCUAUUACUUCUCUAAGUAAGCUAGUAGUACGAACUGUUGGCUGGUAAUACUAAUGGUUAGUAGUACUAUUGGCUAGUAGGACGGUUGCCUAUUAGUUCUAUUGGCUAGUAGUAUUAUCGGCUAGCACUUUUGUAAUGUUAGUACUACUUGCAUUAGUAUAUCUGUCAGGUAGUAGUGCUCAUUUCUCUAUGUAUUAGCGGCUCUUGUCGCAAACAUGUGUAGCCUUCAGCUUCCAAUGCAAUCUGUUUAUACGUACCUUAUAGAUUAUAUUUGAUAGAUUAUAUUUGAUAGAUUGCUGAUCUAUCUGAUCAUGUUCAGCAUUGAGUCAUUGGUCUCCAUGGUCUAGAUUCAGAGAGAGAUUGAGAUAAUGUAGCCUAGAUGUAAAGGAAAUAGAUAUUCUAGAUUUUCCGUACAAAAGAAAGCUCUGCAACAGGAGUAAUCACAUAAAACACCUAGCACUGAGUAUAAUAGUACUAUUAGUUUUACUACUUCUGGUAUAAUAGAUACUAGACAGAUCUACUGUGCAGGCUAUGUGUAUAUAUGUAUGUACGUAUAUAUGCAUAUAUAUGUAUACACAUAUAUAUAUAUAUAUAUAUAUAUAUAUAUAUAUAUAUAUAUAUAUAUAUAUAUAUAUAUAUAUAUAUAUAUAUAUAUAUAUAUAUGCUGCACCAUGAUGCAAAGUGUUAUAAAAAACAUCUCACUCCACGUUACCUCAUUGCAUAUAAAGUAUAAAUCACAUAUAAAUCACAUUAAUAACAGCAUUGUUGCCUAUAUUUCACCUAUAAAAGACGCUUAUAUGCUUUUUAAUCUAUCAUUAUGUAGGGUUUUCUUAUUCGCAUCAGUGUGUGAUUGUAUGAAUAUAUCAUGUCGUGUAGUGUUUUGUACUUUUUAAUCAGUGUUUGUAUGAUUAUAUCAUGUGCAUGGGGGUCCUGUCCCUUCAACACAUAUUGUGUAAAUCCCCUUUGGGAGUAGAACUCUGAGAACACUUGGAUUUACUCCCAUGUGUAAAUACUACUUUGUUUGUAUCACAAUAAGCUGUUUUUCUCUUCUGUACUUGUGUCUUUGAAAUAAAUACUAUUUUAUCACAACACAACAUAAA